Molecule: messenger RNA, 1893 nt
Organism: Drosophila busckii
Lineage: Eukaryota; Metazoa; Arthropoda; Insecta; Diptera; Drosophilidae
Gene: Eno
Product: enolase
Exons: 3
Coding region: 123-1424 (433 amino acids)
Biological process (GO): glycolytic process
Cellular component (GO): phosphopyruvate hydratase complex
Molecular function (GO): magnesium ion binding; phosphopyruvate hydratase activity
Source: RefSeq, a predicted model, not a curated record
CAACGGUCCACAAAGCUUUCAGUAGCAAAUCAGCCACCAACCAGCUCGGAAGCUCAAACGAUUCACUCAUAAGUGGAUAUAGAUUAUUUAAAUUCAAGAGUUCUUGUUCCAAAAGCGACAACAUGUCUAUCAAGUCAAUCAAAGCACGUCAGAUCUACGAUUCGCGUGGCAAUCCCACCGUUGAGGUCGAUCUGACCACCGAUCUGGGUCUGUUCCGUGCUGCCGUGCCCUCAGGAGCCUCCACGGGUGUGCAUGAGGCAUUGGAGCUUCGCGACGAGGACAAGGCCAACUAUCAUGGCAAGUCUGUGCUGAAGGCUGUUGGCCAUGUAAACGCCUCUUUGGGCCCCGAGUUGAUUAAGGCCAAUCUGGAUGUUACCGAUCAGGCGGCCAUUGAUAACUUCAUGAUCAAGCUCGACGGCACGGAGAACAAGAGCAAGUUUGGCGCCAAUGCAAUUCUGGGCGUGUCUCUGGCAGUUGCUAAGGCUGGCGCUGCCAAGAAGAGCGUACCACUGUACAAGCAUCUGGCUGAUUUGGCCGGCAACAAGGAAAUUAUUUUGCCCGUGCCCGCUUUUAACGUGAUCAACGGUGGCAGCCAUGCCGGCAACAAGCUGGCCAUGCAGGAGUUCAUGAUCUUGCCCACAGGCGCAACCACUUUCACCGAGGCCAUGAAGAUGGGUUCAGAGGUGUACCAUCAUCUGAAGAAUGUCAUCAAGGCCAAGUUUGGUCUGGAUGCCACCGCUGUGGGUGAUGAGGGUGGCUUUGCACCUAACAUUCAGUCCAACAAGGAGGCAUUGACACUCAUCAGCGAUGCCAUUGCCAAGGCUGGUUACACUGGCAAGAUUGAAAUCGGCAUGGACGUUGCUGCUUCGGAGUUCUUCCGCGAUGGCCAGUACGAUCUGGACUUCAAGAACCCCAACACCGAUAAGAGCGCGUGGUUGUCGCCUGAGAAGCUGGCCAACAUGUAUCAGGAAUUCAUCAAGGACUUCCCCAUUGUGUCCAUUGAGGAUCCCUUCGAUCAGGAUCAUUGGGAUGCCUGGACAAACCUGACCUGCAACACGAAGAUCCAGAUUGUCGGCGAUGAUCUGACUGUCACCAAUCCCAAACGCAUUGCCACUGCCGUCGAGAAGGGCGCCUGCAACUGCCUGCUGCUGAAGGUCAACCAGAUUGGCACAGUCACAGAGUCCAUUCAGGCUCAUUUGCUGGCCAAGAAGAACGGCUGGGGCACCAUGGUCUCUCACCGUUCCGGCGAGACUGAGGAUUCGUUCAUUGCCGAUCUGGUUGUAGGUCUGUCCACCGGCCAGAUCAAGACUGGCGCUCCUUGCCGCUCGGAGCGUCUGGCAAAGUACAACCAGAUCUUGCGCAUUGAGGAGGAAAUUGGCUCAGGCGUCAAGUUCGCCGGCAAGAACUUCAGAAAGCCACAGUAAAUUGUAGCCACUUCUAAAUUCCAACGCCAACUACCCCAACCGAUUGAAGUCAUAGAUGAGAAAAAAAUAACAGCAAUAUCUGGGGGCUCGUAAACGGUCGCAUUGUGUUACCGUUAACUUUGUUGAGCCCCAGAAUUUGUGUCUGGCGCACAAAUAGAAAACUAAAAAAACUCAAAAUUUGCUUCGUUAAUCUACAUUAUUAUUAAUGCUAUUAAUUACCAUGAUCUAAUCAUCAUUAUUUAUAAACGGUUCAUUCAGUCAGUUCGGCUGGCACCAGCAGACACAAUUAUCACUGUAGUAGUUAUUAAAUGUUACAAUGAUCUACGAUCUAGAGACAAAUAAAAAUACAUUACAUGUAGAAAUUACAUACGCAAAGUAUCCAGUUAUUAAAAGACAUCUCUAAGAAGCAGCGAAUAUAAAUGUGUUCUGUGUUAAAGCCACUCAAUAAUAAUAAAACAUUAUUCUUUCA